GUGGGUGAUAUCGAUAACAAGUGGCAAUAACGACUUGCCAAUUGCCCCGUUUCCAAUGCUCAACGCUGUAGGCCAGCUUUUUGGGAUAGCCGACGCAGAACCAGUGAGCGCUGGCUGCGACUCGCUGAAGCUGUUGCGCACGGUUGCCGGAAUCUUCUUCCAUUUGGCUACGCUCCGGAGGCCCACUGCAGCCGUCCUGGAGCAGCUCGCGAGCGAAGAAGCCCCCCUUCAGCUGCUGCUCCAGCUGACUCCCGAGAUGCAAUGGCUGCUGCGCGCACGAUCGAGCAGACGCGCGAGGUAUGUGCACUUUCCUGGCCGCAAAGCGUCUUGAAGCUCCUGGGGCGGGAGGAUCUGAUCGCCAACGCGGCAGCUGAUUUUGAGCCGAGCAGCGCACCGUUUCUUCUCAAGCAAAGGUUACCUUCGGGAGAAGCGGUUGUCAGCGACGUCAGCGACGGAGGCGGGACCCAUGGCGUGGUCGAACUGAGCGAGGAAGCAGUUGGCCACUCGGCUAAACAGCCUCUGGGCACAAGCACUGGCGCUGCGCACGAGUUCAGCCAAAUUGCAUUUAGCGGCGACUUGCGCGUCGAUGAGGCUGAGCGCAUGCUCGACAUCUUUGCCACAGUGCACGCGCAUCACCCGGCCGCCGAGUCGACGUUCCCCGAGGCGAUCGACGCUGCCAAGGCACAAUUUAUGGACCUGCUCGCCCGUCGCGUGCAUGCAUUGCCGCUUGGCCGCGCCGCAUUCAGCUACAGCUCGCUCGGACUCAACUCGCAAGAUGCGCUGCAAAUCGACCCUCCGCGCGUGGCUGCUCGUUUUUACGGAAACAAGUUGGAGACUGCGUGGACUGCACCCGCAGACACCGACACGAGCUGGCCGCUGUUCCACAGCGGCGUUCUGGCAGCCCUGUCGAUAGAGCGCGGCCAACUCAAAGGCGCACACCCGUCGUGGGUGCUGCUGAAUUGGCCGACGGAGCAGCCGACCGAUGCGGACCCUGCCGCUGUAGGGGAAUCGCAGCGGAAGUACAAGGACGCGCUUGCAUUGCACGCGGGGUUUUUGUUCGGGAUUGGGCUUUUGCCUGAUAACGCCGCGUCUAGCGCGAGCGGCUCUCGGGUGCGACAGCACAAGGCAAACGGCCCUCUGUGCGGUGUCCCGCCCUGGCAGGCAUUCAAGUACCUUAGCAUUCGCCAUGGCCUGACUUCUAUCGCCCUGCUGAUGGGCUGCGCUUGCGCGCAACGGGGCACAAUGAACGCGUCGGUGAGCAAGAUACUGUCACUGCAUAUCCCCACGCUGUUGCCACCAGGCUCCUCAGAGCUCAUGCUGCUGUCGCACGGCACGCAGGCGGCGGCGAUGCUUGGCCUGGGCCUGCUGUACAUGAACUCGCAGCACCGCCGCAUGUCUGAGGUCAUGCUUGGUGAGCUGUUUGCCAUCAAGAAUGCCACGCCGUCCACGAUGACGACCCGGCUUGACGGCGCCGAUCCGGCCGAAAGCGCUGCCGAGUGCUACUCGCUGGCUGCUGGAUUCGCAUUGGGGCUGGUGGCUCUUGGACAGGGCACGUCAUCCCGGUCGCUGUCUGAUCUGCACCUGCUGGACGCGCUCACAGAGACCAUGCAUGCCAGCGAUGGCAGCAAAGCCGCUAACCACGAGUCGCCAAUGGAUAUGCUUGGCCGUCUGAACAUUGCGCCGAGAAGCAGCAGAAGCCUGGGCAGCGGCGGAAACAUGGGCAAUGUAUCUGAUCUCGGCGCGAUCGCAGCACUUGGUCUCAUCUUCCUCGGCACAAACUACCAUCCAGCUGCACAGCGAUUGGCGCUGCCAACGACAACAUAUGAGAUCCGGUCAAUCGACCCGUUUUUAUUGCUCUGGAAGACACUCAUGCGCUCUUUAAUUAUGCUCGACUCGAUCUCCCCGACGCCAGCCUGGGUCGAGACCAAUGUUCCGCAAUGGAUGCCUGCCCAGCUGCCAGCUGAUCUGUGCCGCGCACGACUGCAUGUUGUGACUGCAGCGUGCUUUGCAAUCGGGCUCAAGUACGCUGGCACCGAGGACUACAGCGCGCACACGACGAUACUGACCUAUUUUGACGAAGUGGAAGCGGCAGCCAACAGGCCAGCGUUGGGAUACGAGCCUAGCCUGACUCGUGCAUCAGCACAGGCCUGCCUCGACAUCAUGUGCAUCUCCACUGCGCUGGUCAUGGCCGGGAGCGGAGACGUGGCGACGAUGCAGCGCUUGCGCGUCUUUCAUGGUGUGAGCGCAUCGCGCACCUAUGGCACGCAUAUGGCGUCGAACUUGGCACUUGGAAUUCUAUUUAUUGGUGGCGGCGCUCGCUUCACCCUGUCCAACUCUGUGGAAUCCAUUGCGUUGCUGCUCAUUGCAUUUUUUCCGAGAUUUCCUCAGCACUACUCUGACAACCGCGAGCAUCUGCAAGCGUGGCGGCAUCUGUGGGCCUCUGCGUCAAGCCGCGAUGCCUGGUGGCCCGGACGUUACAAGCGGGCGCAUGUGUCUGGAGGCGACAAUUUCGCUGGUCAGCCGAGAUACAAGCGGCGAAUCUCGCACAUUGAGCCUCGUCCUCCCGUACUAUUCCCAUCGCUGGAUCGGGUCGCAUCUGUCCAUGUGUGGGCGCCAGGAUACCUGCCAAUAACUCUCGACCUGGAGAUAAAUCCUGACGUUGGCCACUUGCUUUCUAGGAGGCGCAUUAUAUACAUGCAGCCCAGCGAGCAUUUCCCAAGCCUGGGCACUACGCUAGGCGGAAUGGGCCUCACAUCGCUCUCCAAGUACCACGCGUGGUUGGCAAAUGUCCAGUGCUUGGUCAUCGGGGCGUGCGAGCAACUGGAGGCAGUAGUGGGUACAAGGCCGGAAUCUGGAGAGCACUCGCAAACACCUGCAUUCUCUGCCAUCCAGGCCAUACAGCGGCUGCGCAUUUGUGCUCGGUAUUCGCACAGCUAUCUGACCAGCCGCAACUCAUAUUCGGGCGACAGUGCUGCGCGAAAUUGGGCCGAGGCGACAUAUCUGGCAUGGCUGGCCACGCGAGACACCGUUCUGAGGCUGGGCCGCUUGGACGCGUGCAGACAGAUGAUUGCUGUGCAUUGGGCUGCGGGCCAAAUCUCGCCCGACGCUUCGAGAUCCAGUCGUUUGUUUGCUGUGGUUGGCCUGAUGAACGCUGCGCUGGACAUCCCGAGACCCGCAGAUGCAAUGGAGCUGGCAAAGGUGGUGCCAGCGUCUUCACUUGUGGACCACUUUUUGGGGGUUAAAUAAUAGCUCAUGUAAUCCGGCCACUUAAACAAAUAAGCAAGUUGAUUUACUUUUUUAAUUGUGUGUAAAGUGUAAUAAAAGAGACAGACACAUCUUUUAUUGGAAUUUGAAGCAUCGUUGGAAGCGUCCCAAAAACUCAUAAAGCUACUAUUCUCUUUAGAUGACGUCCUUGAUGAUGGUGCUCUUCUCCGAAACGUAGAUACCAUCGAGGAACUUACGGAUAUCCUUGUUGCGGACACG
Kickxella alabastrina is the source of this 3483-nucleotide messenger RNA. RefSeq lists its product as uncharacterized. The transcript has a single exon. Lineage: Eukaryota; Fungi; Kickxellomycota; Kickxellomycetes; Kickxellales; Kickxellaceae. Bases 262 to 3246 code for a protein of 994 amino acids. Gene Ontology annotation, molecular function: molecular adaptor activity. Gene Ontology annotation, cellular component: anaphase-promoting complex. The record is from RefSeq and is a predicted model, not a curated record. Gene Ontology annotation, biological process: metaphase/anaphase transition of mitotic cell cycle; protein K11-linked ubiquitination; anaphase-promoting complex-dependent catabolic process.